AUGGUACCCUACCUUACCAACGAGGGAACAGCAACCACCGUGCACGACUUGAGCGAUGUAGUCAAUACCGAAUUUCUAAUUAUUAGAGCCGGCCCUGCUGGCGCCGCAUUGGCUUGUUUUCUAGGAUCUUAUAGACUACAAAGUAUCAUGAUCAGCAGUGCGCCCGGAACGGCAAAUACACCUCGCGCGCAUAUCACCAAUAUGGUGGCACUAGAAUACCUACAAGAUAUUGGAAACGAUCCCCGACGAAAGGGAAACUAUAAGCUAUUCAAGCCAGUUCUGGUCCGUUAUGUAGCUUUAACUAGCUUUAAGUGCCGGUUCGACACAGCACUUAUUUCUUUUACUAACGAUAUCGAAACUAGCUGGAUCACCGCUAUUGUUGUAAAUAGAUUAUUGCAUAAAGACGUGGACGGUGCCCGCAGCGAGGUGGCCGACCUCUCCUAUCUGGUUAAGAACCGGACAGGAAACCUUCACUGGGUAAUCUGGAUGGGAAUCGUACGCAUGGAAAGAGUUCAGGAAUUUAUCGGCGAUGAUACGCCGGCAGAGAUCCUAAAUGUCUCAAUGUAG
Molecule: messenger RNA, 567 nt
Organism: Aspergillus pseudonomiae
Lineage: Eukaryota; Fungi; Ascomycota; Eurotiomycetes; Eurotiales; Aspergillaceae
Exons: 10
Coding region: 1-567 (188 amino acids)
Molecular function (GO): FAD binding
Source: RefSeq, a predicted model, not a curated record